This is a messenger RNA of Diaporthe batatas, 3533 nucleotides long. RefSeq lists its product as uncharacterized. Gene Ontology annotation, cellular component: nucleus. The coding region runs from base 520 to 2523 and encodes 667 amino acids. NCBI's taxonomy places the organism in Eukaryota, Fungi, Ascomycota, Sordariomycetes, Diaporthales, Diaporthaceae. The record is from RefSeq and is a predicted model, not a curated record. The transcript has 2 exons. Gene Ontology annotation, molecular function: RNA helicase activity; ATP binding; RNA binding.
CUGGGCCCUGCCCGCUCAAAAACUUGACAAUUUUUUCAGCAGCCAACACUCUUCUCUCCUAUCCUCUUUCCUCCCUCCCUUUUCCCCCCAACACUCACCCACCCAAAAACCCUUUUGACCUCACCCAACCUCGACUGUGUGUUCAGUUUUCCUUUCCUUUUUGAAGAAGUCAUCGUUGUUUCUUCGAGAAGGCCACCUGCGAGGCUUUUCAUUUCGGGCCACGCUUAAUCGACAAAACACACCCCGUCGCGAAACGUAAUAGACGAGCGAAGAGACAAGAAACAUCUUCUUUUCUCUCUGCCCCGUGUUUUUGCACCUUUGCGACUUCGUCAAAUAGACACUUGCACUUUACAUUCGUCAUUCAUUCCUUGAUCGGAGUCACCUUUGCGUUCUCUUCUCAGGCUGAAUGACACUUGUCGGCGACUCUUGAGCCCCCCGACAUAUUGAACAACAAUCAACAACCACUUUUCACAACACCAACCGCGUCAACACGAUCUGUCAGCAACCUCGACCGCAAUCAUGGCUGAUCAACUCAACAUGGGAGGCCUUUCUCUCGGCCCCACCCCCCAGGAGCAGCACCCUCCUACCAAGCGAUCUUACAUCCCGCCUCAUAUGAGAGGUAGUCAGGGUCCCGGUCCCAUGAACGGUCCUCCCGCUGGUGGCCCUGGACCUAUGGCCGGACUGAACAGCAGCGCCUGGGCCAACAACAACUCCUACGACAACCGUCCCCAGUGGAACGGCCCCCCUCCUCGUAACAACGGGUUCAGGGGAGGUCCUCAGUCCUUCGACCCCAACGCGUACUCUGGUGCCGGUGGGCACGGUGGAGGCGGCGGCGGCGGCGGCGGUGGUGGCGGCCAAGCCAGGGGCUCUGGGGAUGGUCGCUGGCAGGACGGAAAACACGUUCCUGGCCCCGCCAACCCUCGUCUUGAGCGCGAGCUCUUCGGUACCCAAGACGACCCUUCCAAGCAACACACUGGUAUCAACUUUGAGAAGUACGACGACAUCCCCGUUGAGGCCUCGGGUCAGGACGUGCCUGAGCCUGUCCUUACCUUCUGCAACCCGCCUCUGGACGACCACCUGAUCUCCAACAUCGCGCUCGCCCGAUACACCAACCCAACCCCAGUGCAGAAGUACUCCAUCCCCAUCGUCAUGGGCGGCCGUGACCUGAUGGCUUGUGCUCAGACUGGUUCGGGCAAGACUGGUGGUUUCCUCUUCCCCAUCCUCUCUCAGGCCUACAAGACUGGCCCCUCUGCCAACCCCGCUGGCCAGGGCGGCUUCGGUCGUCAGCGCAAGGCUUACCCCACAUCUCUCAUCCUCGCCCCUACCCGUGAGCUGGUCUCUCAGAUCUACGACGAGGCAAGGAAGUUUGCUUACCGGUCCUGGGUGCGCCCCUGCGUCGUCUACGGUGGUGCCGACAUCGGUUCCCAGCUUCGUCAGAUCGAGCGUGGAUGCGAUCUCUUGGUGGCUACUCCGGGACGUCUGGUCGACCUCAUAGAGCGUGGUCGCAUCUCCCUGCAGAACAUCAAGUAUCUCGUUCUCGACGAGGCUGACCGCAUGCUUGACAUGGGUUUCGAGCCUCAGAUUCGACGUAUCGUGGAGGGUGAGGACAUGCCCGGUGUGCAGAACCGCCAAACCCUCAUGUUCUCCGCCACCUUCCCCCGCGACAUCCAGAUGCUUGCUCGCGACUUCCUCAAGGACUACGUCUUCCUUUCGGUUGGUCGUGUCGGUUCUACCUCCGAGAACAUCACCCAGAAGGUUGAGUACGUUGAGGAUAUCGACAAGCGCUCCGUCCUGCUAGACAUCCUGCACACCCAUGGUGCGGGCUUGACCCUGAUCUUCGUUGAGACCAAGCGCAUGGCGGACUCUCUGUCCGACUUCCUCAUCAACCAGAACUUCCCAGCCACGUCGAUUCACGGUGACCGCACCCAGCGUGAGCGUGAGCGCGCGCUCGACAUGUUCCGCAACGGCCGUUGCCCAAUCCUUGUCGCAACUGCCGUCGCUGCCCGUGGUCUCGAUAUUCCCAACGUCACGCACGUCGUGAACUAUGAUCUGCCCACCGACAUCGAUGACUACGUUCACCGUAUCGGUCGUACCGGCCGUGCUGGAAACACUGGUAUCUCUACUGCCUUCUUCAACCGCGGCAAUAGGGGUGUCGUACGGGACCUGAUCGAGCUCCUCAAGGAGGCCAACCAGGAGAUUCCGCAGUUCCUCGAGACCAUCGCUCGUGAGUCGUCGUUUGGCGGCCGUGGUGGUGGUGGCCGUGGCCGUGGCGGCGGCGGUCGUGGAGGCGGUGCCAACCGCGAUUUCCGAAAGUUCGGAGGUGGUGGUGGCGGCGGUGGCUUCGGUGGCGGCGGUCCUGGCUUCGGUGGCCCACCUCCCAGCGGCGGCUACGGUGGCGGCUACGGCGGACCACCUCCUGCCCCCAGCUACGGCGGCGGCGGCGGCGGCGGCUACGGCGGUGGCGGUGGCUACGGCGGUAGCUAUGGCAACCCUGGCGGCCCGGGUGGUCAGUCCUGGUGGUAAACAUCACCUCAAAACUCGAGGUGUCACGGUUUCCUUACGGCAUGUUUUCUUUUCCACUCGAAACCUUUCUCAGGCAUUAUUGCUUUCAUCGCAUACGAUCAUUCGCCUGUCGACCUUGUCCAUCUUCACUUUUCGGGACAAUCACGCGCGUAACGAACGAGUCCACUCGGAUAUUAUGCCGGGUCUUUAGAGUUGGCAUGCUCAGGUCCUCACACCGGUCUCAGUUAUCAGAGCGCUUGCAUUGGUUUUCUGCACGGCUCUGGAAACCUUCUUGAUACCCUUUAGAUGAGGGCUCUUCCGGAGAGCCAGGAUGAAUUACAGCAGAAGACCCCCGAGGCGUGCAGUUACGAGCGCAUCAUCAUCUGGGGGGAGACUUCCCUGGAUCUGAUCGAAGCAUUACGACGGUCACGUUUUUUACGCGCAUCAGACCAAAAGGGAAUUUGGUCUGAUAGAGAUGGAUCACGGUGGCUUGGCACCGCGUUUCGUUAAGUUUUCUUUUGCUUUUACAUUGGACGCAACAGGACACCAUAGACAAAAGUGGAUUUCUCGGAUCUUUCUGGUCGGGACGCGAGACAACGACGUCUACGGCGAGCACGGGGAACUAUGAUAGACAAGAUAGACAGGUUAAUCAGGGUCACGAACAGCUGGAAGACGACCAAUACUUCCAUCACACAAGAGCGAGCGAGGCUUUUCUCUUUUCAAGUUCCACUCGCGGAAUGGCGGAAAGGAAGAGAUGGGGCUUGGCUAGCUCUGCGAGCUUUUAUAAUUGGCACGCACACGAAGGAAGAUGCAUGGAAGGCUUUUGCUGUUGCCCAGGCGGAGGAAAGACUACGCGCCGGCCGGGGCCUUUGCAGGGAGUGAUACUGGUCUCUCAUGAUGGAUUGACUCCCGACGAGGGAGCGUGGCAGAAGAACGUUCUAUGACAGCAGUUUCCCCACAGUAGACAGGAUUGUCAGUCCGAUUCUGGUGGGCUGAGAUCUCCAGAAAAAAAAAGUUCGACUUUUGCAUUU